Molecule: messenger RNA, 5443 nt
Organism: Dreissena polymorpha
Lineage: Eukaryota; Metazoa; Mollusca; Bivalvia; Myida; Dreissenidae
Product: O-acyltransferase like protein-like
Exons: 15
Coding region: 322-3423 (1033 amino acids)
Molecular function (GO): acyltransferase activity, transferring groups other than amino-acyl groups
Source: RefSeq, a predicted model, not a curated record
CAACAUAUCAAUACGUCACUGGCAAAUAAGUGAUAGCAAAUCCUUUGAGAAUAAUAACUUUGUUUAAAUAGUGCACGUAUUUUCAAUGGAUAAGAGUGUACUUCUGUCUCGGGAGUCAUAGUCGGUCUUUUGAGGUGGUACUUACGUUUUGAACAUACAAAAAAGAUUCGCAGAUGGAUUAAUUAAUAGUCACUUUAAACGGAUGUAUUACUGAAAAUGAAUAAAGUUAGCAUUUAACCACGAACAGUUUAACUUGCCUGUAAUACACUAUCGUGUAUUUUUGUGAAAUCAGUUUGCAAACUAUUUAUCUCGACAAGAUUUAUGUGUGGUAAAAUGUUUGUCAGCUCAAUAUCGUUACCGAUUCUGGUUGUUUUUACAAUGUUGCAAGGAAACAUCCGGGUAACGAAGGCUCAAGCGCUAACACCAGCCGCGAUUUCCAGCCUGAUCAACAAUUUCAGCGACAGAGAUUUGCUUUUGUUCGCAAUGGAUAUAAUUAUUAACAAUCCAAGCUGGAUAAAAACGCUCAAAGAGACGGCUAUAGCUGCGUUUCCGCUCCUGAGUCUUGACCACCCGCCAGAAUUGUUCACUUCCUACGUGCUCCCGUGGGCGUUCAGUCACCUUCCUGACGUCAUCAGUAACGAGGAACUCGUAAACGCAUUGCGGGUGUUCAUCAAUGAAGUAGAAAACCAUCGGGCGAACGAAACUUGGAUUCUUCAAUCAAAUGAUACUCAAACAGUCUUGGACCACUUUGUCGGAGAGUUGUUACAAUCGCUGGACUAUUCUACCAUCGUAAGGAACAUAAGUGCUACAAAAUAUGCCAACAGUCCCGAGCUGAUUUACACUCUCAAGGAUACAUCCCUGGCGGCAGUGGGCAUUCUGGAUAUGGACGAGCCACCCUACUGGUUCACUACGCUGGUUCUCCCGUGGGCACUGAAACAGUUGCCGAUUGUCCUAAACAAUGAGGACAUAAAGGACAUCAUAAAAAACUUUAUACACGAAGUUGAAACUCAUUCGGCAGCUCUACAAUCUGAGUCUUAUGAGAACACAACACAUGAAGACUCGGUUCUGCAUUUACUUGGGUCAUUAGACUACAUCUCCAUAGCAGAUGGUGUUGUCCAGAAGUUAUUUUACAACAAUUCUACGGUUCUGCAUUUACUCGGGUCAUUAGACUACGCCUCCAUAGCAGAUAGUAUUAUUCAGAAGUUUUUCCCAUACAAUUCUACGGAUCGGCCACUGAGCGAAGCGUGCUACACAGACACCAUGGUCUUCUUCGACAGGCUCUUCCGGGGCGACGACUGGGCUCUGAAUAUGUUUGAUGCGAUCGGGAAGCCAACGACAGGCAUCCGUCGCGGAGUCUUGUACUUCGGAGGGACCUAUGAUGAAUGCCAGGCAGUGAGCGCUAGGGUAACGAGAAACGUUUCCGGCGACGAACACCCUGCUGACGCUGACAUCGCGUUCCAGGGCAAGUACUGCCGAGCGACGUUUGUCCCGCCUAGAAGCCUCAUAGAGAGUGUGGCCGGGGAGCACAUUAACAACACGUACGGUUUGCCCCUGACCAUAUCGCUGGGUCUAUGCCUGCCAGACACGUGUACAGGACAGGACAUUGAAGGGCUACUCCGUCUUGGUUUGCUACGAUCGCUGUUCAACCUGUCCGUGGAGCGGGCUGUAUGCACAGAGGAGCGGAACUUCCUUGCGGACACAGACGCGCACAUUGUCAUAGGUAUAUUGGGCGGUCUGGCGCUGCUGGUUCUCGUCUCGUCUGCGCUUGACCUGUGCUGGAUGCGCUGCCGGGAACCAACACACGACACGACGCUCAUGUCCUACGGGUUGCACGAUGCGCCGUUCCGCACAAACAAUGCGUACGAAAGCUUCAAUGGCGAGAAGACGAAUCACAUAGGAGACUCUCCGCAUAAGGACGGCUACAAGGACGUCACUGAGACGAACGCUGAAGAUUCGGUUCUGGAAAACACCGAGGUCGCUCCGAAGAAAAGCAAGAGGACUCAUCAAGAGCUCUCUGAACUAAACAUUUCUGUCGACAGUGAUUUGACAGAAAAUAUUUUAAACACCAGUGUAAAUGUAGAAGAAGGAAACGUUUACAAGUUGCUUCGCAGCUUCUCAGUGUUUACAAACAUGGCUGCCAUUUUCAACUCGGAGUCGCAGCCUGGGGACAUAACGUGUCUUUACGGGAUCCGAGUUCUUUCCAUGUUCUGGAUAGUCCUGGGCAAUACCUACCUGUACACCACCCAGUCUGUAUCUGACGUUCCAGUGGCUGUGGACCUGAUGGACUCGUUCGAUCUCAUGAAGAGGUUCACUAUGCAGGCCGUCAUGUCAGCGCCCUAUGCUACCGACACUUUUUUCGUCAUCAGCGGCUGUUUGAUCUCGUAUUGGUUCCUUACCAAAGACGAGAUGCGAAGCACGAAGAUCAAUAUCAAAAUAUGGCUCAAGUUCUAUGGGGGCAAGCUCUGGAAAAUGACCCCACCCUAUAUGCUGGUCAUGGUGACCUUUGUGUACCUGUACAUGUACCUGGGGGACGGGCCCAUGUGGCCGGACAAGAUUGCCGUCGCCGACAGCUGCCGACAGGACUGGUGGAAGCACCUUAUAUACAUCAAUAACUUCGUCGGCGUGGAAGGUGUGUCGGCUGAAAAACAGUGCAUGGCCUGGUCCUGGUAUAUUGCGGUCACCAUGCAGUUCUACCUGAUUUCACCUAUUAUACUCACCUUCAUGGCGUUCUCCUCUUCCAUGGGUGCUGUGGUGACGGCGGUGCUGGCGGUUGCGGGGAUGGUGGCUUCCGGUGUCAAAGAGGUGGAGCACGGCGGUGAGAUAAUCACGAGCCGGCUGGACGGCGGCGCCUACUGGAACCACGUGUUUACGAAGCCCUGGUGCCGGGUGGCGCCCUACUGUGUGGGACUGCUACUGGGGCUCAUACUGCUGCGCGCCGGCUCUAGGCGACCCAACAAGUUGGUGGUGGCGGUUGGCUGGCUGGUGGCGCUGUGCCUGGGUAUCUUCCUCGUCUAUAUCCCCUAUACCAAGUACGCAGAUGGACUCGAGCCCUGGACCCUGGCACAGCAGGCAGCCUAUGAGGCACUGGGCAGGCCCGUCUGGGGUCUUUGUGUUGCAUGGGUAGUGUACGCAUGCGCAACAGGAUUUGGAGGUCCGCUGAACGAGUUCCUGUCGUGGUCGGGUUUCAUACCGUUUUCCCGGGUUACGUACCUCGUGUACCUGCUACAUCCGGUACUCAUGGUGCUUGUCGUCUACUCGCGGCGAACAUUGUUGCACCUCAGUGACUUCGAAAUGGCGUACCAGUUCGUGGGUCACCUCGUAGUCAACUAUGCCGCUGCCGUCGCCGCCGCCCUCGUGUUUGACUUUCCCUUCCGCAACCUUAAGCGGGUCUUUCAUGGUAAAGAGCUGGAUGCUGUCUUCUAGGCGCCUCGCGUAUAGCACGUUUCCUUCGGGUGUGCUUUUUCUACGCACAACAGAUAUACGUAUUUGCAACUGCUGCUCACUAGUGUAUAGAAAUGUUAGAAGAGGACAUUUUUAUUCGAUUUUUUGUAGACUUUAGUGCGAGCUAAUACUAUUGUGAACAGUGUAACUUCAUAUGUAAACUUCCUUGUGAAUUUGUCAUUGUUAUAUAUACUCAUGUAUAUCAUUUAGAGACUACCACUUGCCUCUUGAAUGUAUUGUUGCUUUCACAAGUUAAAUGAAUUUGUUCGAAGAUUUUCUUAUUUUUGAAAAAAAAUCAUUAAAUAUAUUUACUAACAAAUCGUUAAUGUGUUUAAUAAUAUUAAAUAAAUAACGUAUUAGUAAAAAUAAUAUCGAAUUCCUCGUGAUUCGAAAGCGAGAGCUACUGUGCCACCCUGCGCCACGCGGGAUUACAUCUUGUUACCAAGAAAUACACGCCAUAUUAGUACUGAACAUAUUUUCCGAAUUGUCGAGGAAAAAGCAAUACUAUUUAAACGAUUUCGAAGGAAUAGUAUCCAUAACUUAGCAAUUAUGUUUAACUUGUUUCUUAUUAAGAAGUUUUAUUUAACUUGUAUAAAAAUAAUGUAUACAGUCUUUUUGAAUAUGUGACAAUUAUUUUGACAAUCGUCAUUUGACCAAACUGUAAACACGUCCCUUUAAAUAAAUAUUAUGCGUUUACAGUAUGAUAUGUAAAAGAUAUACGUAAUGACACUCAAAGAUUUUUUUCAAAACCUGUUUAUGGUUUGAUAUCUUUUUUUAUUUUAGAAAAGAACAUGUUGGUGGUUAUUCUGUUCAAUUGUUUGUUUUUGUUUUAAACAGACGAUCUUUUCAUUAAAGGUAAAAAAAACAAUAAAAAACACAUAAUAGAGUGACAAAAAAGAAGGAAAAUGAUAGUGUAUUUAACUAAUACAUAUUUACACAAUGCUACCCCCAUUUACAUUUUGUCAAAACAUUUCCAUGGAUAGCACACGACAGCAUCCUCUUUCAGCGCAUGCGCUUUACACGGUUUAAAUAGAAUAGUAAGCAUAAUACUAGCAGAAUACCAGCGAUAUACUGCAAUUUAAUUCACUCCUAAGGUACAUGAUUAUAUCCGCUCGCAACCAGUAAGUUACUGGACACACGCAGCUUAAUUUCGGCUAAUCUUCGUAGGAUGGAUGCCUCUUAUUGGCGUCGCACUGAAGUGCGGCGACUAGUAUGCAAUACGUUUUUUACGCUUAUGAAGUUAUUUUACGGAUCAAUGUAUAUAUUUUUGUUGUCAGAAUAUCUUGCAUACUGGUGAUUUUGUGUGUAAAUUAUUGUAAAUAAGUGCUGCAUUUGUGCCUAUUACAUUUACUACAACAUUUAUUGCCAAUAAUGCAAAGCUAAUUCUUUAAAUUAAUAACUGAUCACAGGGACUGGACAAUAAUAAAAGAUCACAGGGACUGGGCAAAUACGCGAACCGGUGAAACAUUCUGGUUUUGUAUAAAAAUAAAACUUCUUUGUUCCACUAUCAUAGCAACCACCUAGUUACUUAUAAAAGCGCUAUAGAGCGCGAAGCGCGACACUUAUUAUUAUUGUAAUAAUGAGUCUUGAUAAAGGAAGCAGCCGCUUAUCAAUGAGGAGCACCAUCACAGCACCCCAGUCUCAUAACUAUCAAGUCCUCAUUCAGUUUUUUUUUUAAGAACCACAUAUAGAAGGCCGCAGACCUGACCCGAAUUUUGCCUGUGGUAUGGACCCUUUGGUAUGGACCUUUAACCCCGCUCACUAUCCAGCGUUUAAACUUCUGGGUUUACAUUUAAACCGACUAUAAAUAGCUUAUUUAUAUCUUAGUUAGAAGGUGAUAUUUCAAGCGGUUCCGUAGUGUAGUGGUUACACGCUCGCUUCACAUGUGAGAGGCCCAAAGUUCGAGCCCCAGUAGAAUCAAAUUAUUUUAUUUGUGUUUUAUGUUAACUUUUUGUUUUGAUGUAGUUAUUUUAGUUUAAAUAAAUAUGCUGUUUUAUUGUAA